AUGUACCGUCCAUGGAGCGGGGCAAAUGAGACCUUGGUGAGGGAGUUUGUCUUCCUUGGCUUCUCUUCUCUGGCUGGGCUGCAGCGACUGCUUUUCAUAGCCUUCCUGCCCCUCUACCUGUUCACCCUGGGCACCAAUGCCAUCAUCAUUUCCACCAUCAUGCUGGAUAGAGCACUUCACACCCCCAUGUACUUCUUCCUUGCCGUCCUCUCCUGCUCUGAGACCUGCUACACCUUCGUCAUUGUACCCAAGAUGCUGGUGGACCUACUGGCCCAGAAGAAGACCAUCUCCUUCCUGGGCUGUGCCAUCCAGAUGUUCACCUUCCUCUUCCUUGGCUGUUCUCACUCCUUCCUGCUGGCCGCCAUGGGUUAUGACCGCUAUGUGGCCAUCUGUAACCCUCUGCGCUACACGGAGCUCAUGGGACACCGGGUGUGUGUGGGACUAGUGGGCGCUGCCUGUGCCUGUGGCUUUACUAUUGCACAGAUUAUCACCUCCAUGGUAUUUCAUCUGCCUUUCCACUCUUCUAAUCAGCUCCAUCAUUUCUUCUGUGACAUCUCCCCUGUCCUCAAAGUGGCAUCCCACCAUACCCACUUGAGUCAGAUUGUCAUCAUCAUGCUCUGUGCAUUGGUCCUAGUUGUCCCCCUGUUACUGAUUUUGGUAUCUUAUAUACACAUCAUCUCUGCCAUAGUCCAGUUUCCUUCCACAUUAGGCAGGUACAAAGCUUUCUCCACCUGUGCAUCCCACCUCAUUGUUGUCAUAAUCCAUUAUGGUUGUGCCUCUUUCAUCUACUUAAGGCUCAAGUCCACCUCCUCCUCCAGCCAAGAUGCUCUCAUAUCUGUCUCCUACACCAUCCUCACUCCAUUGUUCAACCCGCUGAUUUAUAGCCUCAGAAAUAAAGACUUCAGGUCAGCACUUCGUAGAUCUGUGGAAAGAACCAUUUCCCUGCCCCAACGUUAA
Messenger RNA from Enhydra lutris kenyoni (northern sea otter), 957 nucleotides. RefSeq names its product olfactory receptor 10K2. NCBI's taxonomy places the organism in Eukaryota, Metazoa, Chordata, Mammalia, Carnivora, Mustelidae. Gene Ontology annotation, biological process: G protein-coupled receptor signaling pathway. The record is from RefSeq and is a predicted model, not a curated record. Gene Ontology annotation, cellular component: membrane. The transcript has a single exon. Gene Ontology annotation, molecular function: olfactory receptor activity; G protein-coupled receptor activity. Bases 1 to 957 code for a protein of 318 amino acids.